CCUAGAGGUUAUAAAAGGGCUAACUGGCUCCCUCUGCUGCCCAGUCGCGCCGCCAGCGGGCUGAGGGAAGGGAGUAGGUAACCGCCGGUGUGCAGGCAACCGAAGACUGAAGAGCGCGCUCCCGUUUCACUUCCCAGGUGUGUGAACCUGUAAAUUAAGUCUUCUAAGAUGAUCCGGUGUAUUUUAAUUGUAGGGAUUUUACUUCCCCAGUCUUUGGCCCAUCCAGGCUUUUAUACCUCAAUUGGUCAGAUGACUGACUUGAUCCAUACAGAGAAAGAUCUGGUGACUUCCCUGAAAGACUAUAUUAAGGCAGAAGAAGACAAAUUAGAACAAAUAAAAAAAUGGGCAGAGAAGUUAGAUCGGCUAACCAGCACAGCAACAAAAGAUCCAGAAGGAUUUGUUGGGCACCCUGUAAAUGCAUUCAAGUUAAUGAAACGUCUGAACACUGAGUGGAGUGAGUUGGAGAAUCUGGUCCUUAAGGAUAUGUCAGAUGGAGUAAAACACAAAUCUUUCCUAACAGUGGAGGACUGUUUUGAAUUGGGCAAAGUGGCCUAUACAGAAGCAGAUUAUUACCACACAGAACUGUGGAUGGAGCAAGCACUAAGGCAGCUGGAUGAAGGAGAGGCUUCUACCAUUGAUAAAGUCUCUGUUCUUGAUUAUUUGAGCUACGCGGUGUACCAGCAGGGGGACCUCGAUAAGGCACUUUUGCUCACAAAGAAGCUUCUUGAACUAGAUCCAGAACAUCAGAGAGCUAAUGGUAACUUAAAAUAUUUUGAAUAUAUAAUGGCUAAAGAGAAAGAUGCCAAUAAAUCUACUUCAGAUGACCAAUCUGAUCAGAAAACCACACCGAAGAAAAAAGGGGUUGCUGUGGAUUACCUGCCCGAGAGACAGAAGUAUGAAAUGCUGUGCCGUGGGGAGGGUAUCAAAAUGACUCCUCGGAGACAGAAAAAACUCUUUUGCCGCUACCAUGACGGGAACCGGAAUCCUAAAUUUAUUCUGGCUCCAGCCAAACAGGAGGAUGAGUGGGACAAGCCUCGUAUUAUUCGCUUCCAUGAUAUUAUUUCUGAUGCAGAAAUUGAAAUUGUCAAAGAUCUAGCAAAGCCAAGGCUGAGCCGAGCUACAGUACAUGACCCUGAGACUGGAAAAUUGACCACAGCACAGUACAGAGUAUCUAAGAGUGCUUGGCUCUCUGGCUACGAAAACCCUGUGGUGUCUCGAAUUAAUAUGAGAAUACAAGAUCUAACAGGAUUAGAUGUUUCUACAGCUGAGGAAUUACAGAAAGAUGAGCCAGAUGCUUUCAAAGAGCUGGGGACAGGAAAUAGAAUUGCUACAUGGCUGUUUUAUAUGAGUGAUGUGUCAGCAGGAGGAGCCACUGUUUUUCCUGAAGUAGGAGCUAGUGUUUGGCCCAAAAAGGGAACUGCUGUUUUCUGGUAUAAUCUGUUUGCCAGUGGAGAAGGUGAUUAUAGUACACGACAUGCAGCCUGUCCAGUGCUAGUUGGAAACAAAUGGGUAUCCAAUAAAUGGCUCCAUGAACGUGGACAAGAAUUUCGAAGACCAUGCACCUUGUCAGAAUUGGAAUGACCAACAGGCCUCUCCUCGUCUCCUGUUGUUCUCGAAUGUGUCUGAUACACACAUUUCCCAAUCUUAACUUUCAAGAGUUUACAAUUGACUAACACUCCAUGAUUGAUUCAGUUAUGAACCUCAUCCCACUUUCAUCUGUGGACAAGCACUAACUUUGUGGGUUUUGUUCUUUGAAAAGUAACACGAAAUCACCACACUGUACAUAUAAAACCUUAAAGUUCCAUUGGUAUCACAGAGGACAGAGCAAGGCAGAGUUAAAAAUUAGGAAUUUUUACAUUUGUUGUAUUUUAAAGAACUUUUUGGUUAGAUAAAAAAGUACACGUUAAGUAUCUGAUUAUAAUAUUUCACUACAUCUCAUUUAGUGGGUGGUAGGUUAGAAUGGGCCUUGUGAUUAAGGAAAAGAUGCCUUAUAGUAUGCACCUAGGUACUGUGUUUACCUGGUCUUCUAUUUUCUGGAUGGAUCUGCCGGAAGACUAGGGAUAAGCAAGGCCUGUAAUCUGGGUGCCAUACCAUGUUUGCCCCUAUAUACACUCUCUACGUUGAUUAUUUUCCUCCCAAGUCCUUUUUAAAGAAAGUACCCUGUAUUUUUACCAAUCCCCUUUUCUCUCAUAGCUCCUUUGUGGUGAAUUAAAAUUGUUUGAGGUAAAAUACUUUGAUUAAAAAAAUUUUUAACGAAGUCCUACAUAACACUGGGCCUUCUUGACUAAAAUGAUCAUCACUUAGUCUGUUUCUUUGUCCUUUUUCUUAAAUGACCGAUGAUUCUGUCCAUAAAAUUUAUUGUUUUUCUUAGUGCUAAUACCUUGCCUCUUAUUCCUGCUACAUCGGGGUGGUGAUACUGGCAUUCUGAUUAAAUAAAUAUUGUGCCUUAGGAGACUGGAAAUAUAAAAAUGUACAAGUCCUUUCAAUGAUGAGGUUAAUGGGUUUUUUUUAAAGGAAGGAAUCUUUUUCCUAAAAAGCCAAAAUGUUUGUUUUCAAUUCUGAAAUGUAUUGUGACAACAAUGACCUAUUUAUGAUCUUAAAUCUUUUUUUAAAAAUG
This is a messenger RNA of Hipposideros armiger (great roundleaf bat), 2617 nucleotides long. It is a transcript of the gene P4HA1, whose product is annotated as prolyl 4-hydroxylase subunit alpha 1. The record is from RefSeq and is a predicted model, not a curated record. The transcript has 13 exons. Gene Ontology annotation, biological process: peptidyl-proline hydroxylation to 4-hydroxy-L-proline. Lineage: Eukaryota; Metazoa; Chordata; Mammalia; Chiroptera; Hipposideridae. Gene Ontology annotation, cellular component: endoplasmic reticulum. The coding region runs from base 169 to 1581 and encodes 470 amino acids. Gene Ontology annotation, molecular function: protein binding; iron ion binding; procollagen-proline 4-dioxygenase activity.